Messenger RNA from Coregonus sp. 'balchen', 37412 nucleotides. The record is from the annotation of a GenBank genome assembly. Lineage: Eukaryota; Metazoa; Chordata; Actinopteri; Salmoniformes; Salmonidae.
AUGGGCCGCGUUGACAAGGCCAAAGACUACAUUGACAAGAUACUGAAGAUAUCCAAGUCCUCAAAAGAGGUCCAUAGCAAUACACGACACCAGUAUUAUUCAGCAAUCAUUUAGGCUCAUUUGAAGCUCUAUAGCAGGGGUGUCAAACGUACGGCCCGCAAACUGGUUUAAUCCGGCCCGCGAGAUGAUUUUGAAAAAAAAAUAUAUAUAUAUUUUUUUUAUUUUAAUUCAAUAAAAUAAACUGCUGUUCCAAUUGCGUCCACUGGAUGGCGCAAUAGCAAUUGUGUUAAGCAAGCAAACUGUUUAUACCGGGGCAGAGCAAGUAGGUCAAGCACGUGCAGCCAAUGAGCUACUUUGUUUUGCCCGCGAUAUUUAUUACGGCUUCUACUUUUAACAUUAUGUGCUUUGGCACCCUCAUUGCCCCAAUAUGUCUCUGUCAAAAAAGAGAAAAGUGGACACAGAGUGCAGAGUGUUCCAAGAAAAAUGGUCAUCCUAUUUAAUCACGGAAUUGAAUGGGAAAGCUGUAUGUUUGGUGUGUUCAGAGCAUGUUGCAGUACUGAAAGAAUAUAACCUUCGUCGCCACUAUGUGAGUCUUCAUGCCGACAAAUAUGACAACUUUCAAGGACAGCGGAGAUGAGAGAAGGUGAAUGAACUGUUGGCGGGUCUGAAGAAACAGCAGUCUGUGUUUACUCACAGCCGAGACAUCAGUGACGCUGCAGUGAAAGCUAGCUACCUCAUUGCUAAUGAAAUCGCAGUGGCUUCAAAACCAUUUAGUGAGGGUGAAUUUGUAAAAACAUGCGUGAUGAAGGCAGCGGAGAUUGUGUGCCCUGAAAAGCGGCAGGCUUUUGCAAAUAUCAGCCUGACAAGAAACACAGUUGCAGACAGGAUUUCCAAACUUUCAGUGGAUUUGGACAGCCAGUUGAAGAAAAAGUAAAGUCAUUUAUUGCGUUUUCGGUUGCAAUUGAUGAAAGCACGGACAUUACAGAUGUUGCACAACUGGCCAUUUUUUCAUCCGCGGAGUUGAUGACACAUUGACCGUCACCGAGGAGUUCGUGGAGUUGGUGCCGAUGACAGAUACAACGACAGCAGCUGAUAUUUUUACCGCACUCGUCGGCGCGCUGGACAGGGUCGGAGUGGACUGGUCCCGCGCUGUCAGCCUGGCUACAGAUGGUGCGCCCUCAAUGAUCGGGAAAAAAGCAGGCGUUGUGACAAAGUUCAGAGAGAAAGUGCAAUCUGCAAAUGGAGGACGUGAUUUUUUGACUUUUCACUGUAUUUUGCACCAGGAGGCUUUGUGUUGCAAGUCAUUAAAGAUGGAUAACGUCAUGAAGGUAGUCAUCCAAACUGUUAAUUUCAUCCGAUCCAGAAGCCUGAAUCACCGUCAGUUUGACAGCCUUCUCAGAGAGAAAGACCACAUCUAUGGCCUGCCAUACCACACUGAGGUAAGAUGGUUAAGCCGAGGUGCUGUGCUGAGGCAUUUCUUUGAUUUACGAGAAGAAAUUGAACAGUUCAUGGAAGAAAAGGGCAAACCAGUGUUAGAAUUUCAUUCCGCAGAAUGGAUGCCGGACCUUGCAUUAAUGGUGGAUGUUACAGAGCACCUGAAUAACUUGAACAAACAGCUGCAAGGGCGCAACAAAGUUACCACGCAGUAUUAUGACAGCAUACGUUCUUUCAAGUUGAAGCUGUCAUUGUGGGAGACGCAACUUGCCGGUGGUGAUGCAGCUCACUUCCCCUGUCUGAAAAAUGUGUGCGCGACCCAACAUGUGGCAGACAUGAAGCGGUUCAAAGAUAAAAUAACGGGACUGUUACGGGAGUUUGAGCAACGCUUUCAGAUUUAUGUAUAUGUUUUUAUGUUGAUGUGCUAUUGUUUUUAAUUGUUUUUAUUUUAUUUGUAUAUUUAACCUAUUCUUGACUCUGUGGUUCUUGCACUUGUUUGGGGAACAGGAUUUCAUUAUUUUUAUCUACAUUUCUGCCUGAGAAAUGACACCCUGAUAUAGUUCUGUGAUCUUUUCAAAUAAACUUGACGUGUUUUAUGAUUAAUAGUGAUGUUGUGCUUGUACUAUUUUGGACACACUGUCCUCAGGCUCCAGCUUUAUGUUGUAUGUUGAUCGUAUUAAAACAAAGAAAACAAUCUGAAGUUGUUGUUUUUAAGUUAUAUAUACCAUGAUUUUUCCGGUCCGGCCCACUUGGGAAUAGAUUUUCCUCCAUGUGGCCCCUGAGCUAAAACGAGUUUGACACCCCUGCUCUAUAGUAUGAUUUCAAACAUAGCACAUGAACAUUCAGGUUUACCAAGUGCAUGACAAAUCUAUGAAUGAUAUUUUCUGUAGUUCCAAAGUAAUACCUUGCUUGGUCAGAAGACACUGUGGUGAACUCUAGUUGUUCCUCUCUUUCCCAGGGCUCUAUCCUGAAGUGCUUGGUGGAUAUGAACUCAGAGGAUGAGUUUCAGAGGAACAACGCUAUCCACUACCUGGAUGGAGGAGUGCAGGACUCCAGGGAUGUGUUCGGCCUGAUGGGAAAGGUACCACAGCGCUCUGCAGCAGCUCUCCCUUUGGUUCACUGAUUAUAAACUAUUCUUAUAAAAAAGUAUUUGUAUGAGAGGCAACAGCUGCGAUGGUUGGCUAUAGGCACAGCAGUGGAAGGAAAAGUAACCUAACAUUUGUUGAUCAAUGAAUUUGGCCUGAUGAUUACUAUUCCUUGUUUCAAUCUCAGGCCAAGUACUUUAUGAACAAGCAGAACUUCACUGGAUCCCUGGAGGUGGUGAAUCAGAUAGGGACCUCCCACUCUGACUUCCUCCCUGGUCUGAUGCUGAAGAUGAAGCUGUUCCUGGCCCUACAGGACUGGGAUCAGGCCCUGGAUACAGCUGCUAGGUAACUAGAACCAUAACCCCUAACCCUACAGGACUGGGAUCAGGCCCUGGAUACAGCUGCUAGGUAACUAGAACCAUAACCCCUAACCCUACAGGACUGGGAUCAGGCCCUGGAUACAGCUGCUAGGUAACUAGAACCAUAACCCCUAACCCUACAGGACUGGGAUCAGGCCCUGGAUACAGCUGCUAGGUAACUAGAACCAUAACCCCUAACCCUACAGGACUGGGAUCAGGCCCUGGAUACAGCUGCUAGGUAACUAGAACCAUAACCCCUAACCCUACAGGACUGGGAUCAGGCCCUGGAUACAGCUGCUAGGUAACUAGAACCAUGACCCCUAACCCUACAGGACUGGCUAGCUGUUGUUAUGCGUAGUUAUAGUUACACUAUAUUGGUAUAAGUCAACCGUGAACCACUUUUCUUAGUGAUGAAUACAUCACUGUUAUGUAUUUUAUUCAGUUUGAUAAAUACAUCACUGUUAUAUAUUUUAUUCAGGAUUUUACAACAAGAUGGGCGGAAUCUGAAAGCUAUCCAAGUUCUAGCCAUCCAUACCAUUGUGGAGGACGGGGAUCUGGUCAAGGUGAGUUCAGAAGAUGGGAACAUGAAUGAGGCUACAUGCAGCAGUACAGUAGCAUCGUGUAAACAGACUGAUGAGUGCUGUCGCCAAACAGAUUGGAAGCUGGCCAGACUUCCUGGUGGUUGGACCAGACUACUAAUACAGUAGAUUAAUAUGGUCAUCAAGGCAUAACAUUAACUUGUUGGUCCAGCAGCCACUGUGGCAGGUAGAUUAAAAAAUAUACCAGCCACUCAGAUUUUUUAGCAGUCAAAUAAUUUUUCUUCCGCUAAAAUUGCACCAACAAAAAACACACUAAAAACAGAUGAGCAUGCCUUGUAAUGUUUCUAAAACAAUAAAUGUAUUACUAGUAAGAAGUCAUGUGGUAUAUUGUUUAAUAACUAAUGUUGUGACCUGAGUCUUUUUUAACCAAAAUAUCACAGAUUAGAUAAAUGUUCUCCUGCCCCUUUAAGGGCAGAAGGUUACCGUGGUAGUGUGAUCGAGUCCAGUGUUGCCAAUUUAGCAACUUUGUCGCUAUAUUUAGUGAGUUUUCAGACCCCUCUAGCGACACAUUUUCAAAAAAUUGACUAGCGACAAAUCUAGCGACUUUUUCUGCUGUUAUUGGAGACUUUUGGAGACUCUGACGUGAAAGCACGUAUCGUUCUUACUCUUCUCAACGAGCAGUCCUCGCGCAGCAGUCCCUCCCAGCUGCAGUCAGAGCAGGAGAUGUUCACCCCUCCGCGUCCAGACUGCAAAUGAAUCGCGCAUGCGGGAAGCCGCCGCUGGCUGAUCCCGCCCUGGCUUACAUUCAGGGCAGGAUGUAAAUGUUCAACAUAAAAAGAAUUGACAGAAGAAAGUUCAUUUGUAGUUCUAAACAUAUUUAGGGUGUUUUUUACUCACUUUCUGUCUCUCCUACAGCGUUGUUCCUCUCUCCUACAGCGUUGUUCCUCUCUCCUACAGCAUUGUUCCUCUCUCCUACAGCGUUGUUCCUCUCUCCUACAGCGUUGUUCCUCUCUCCUACAGCGUUGUUCCUCUCUCCUACAGCGUUGUUCCUCUCUCCUACAGCAUUGUUCCUCUCUCCUACAGCGUUGUUCCUCUCUCCUACAGCAUUGUUCCUCUCUCCUACAGCGUUGUUCCUCUCUCCUACAGCGUUGUUCCUCUCUCCUACAGCGUUGUUCCUCUCUCCUACAGCGUUAUUCCUCGCCCCUCCUACAGCGUUAUUCCUCCUCUCUCCUACAGCGUUAUUCCUCCUCUCUCCUACAGCGUUUCCUCCUCUCUCCUACAGCGUUAUUCCUCCUCUCUCCUACAGCGUUAUUCCUCCUCUGUCCUACAGCGUUAUUCCUCCCCUCUCCUACAGCGUUAUUCCUCCUCUCUCCUACAGCGUUAUUCCUCCUCUCUCCUACAGCGUUAUUCCUUCUCUCUCCUACAGCGUUAUUCCUCCUCUCUCCUACAGCGUUAUUCCUCCUCUGUCCUACAGCGUUAUUCCUCUCCUCUCCUACAGCGUUAUUCCUCCUCUCUCCUACAGCGUUAUUCCUCCUCUCUCCUACAGCGUUAUUCCUUCUCUCUCCUACAGCGUUAUUCCUCCUCUCUCCUACAGCGUUAUUCCUUCUCUCUCCUACAGCGUUAUUCCUCCUCUCUCCUACAGCGUUGUUCCUCCUCACUACUACAGCGUUAUUCCUCCUCUCUCCUACAGCGUUAUUCCUCCUCCCUCCUACAGCGUUAUUCCUCCUCGCUCCUACAGCGUUAUUCCUCCUCUCUCCUACAGCGUUGUUCCUCUCUCCUACAGCGUUAUUCCUCCUCUCUCCUACAGCGUUAUUCCUCCUCCCUCCUACAGCGUUAUUCCUCCUCUCUCCUACAGCGUUAUUCCUCCUCUCUCCUACAGCGUUAUUCCUCCUCUGUCCUACAGCGUUAUUCCUCCUCUCUCCUACAGCGUUAUUCCUCCUCUCUCCUACAGCGUUGUUCCUCCUCCCUUCUACAGCGUUAUUCUCCCUUCUCCUACAGCGUUAUUCCUCCUCUGUCCUACAGCGUUGUUCCUCUCUCCUACAGCGUUAUUCCUCCUCUCUCCUACAGCGAUGUUCCUCUCUCCUACAGCGUUAUUCCUCCUCUCUCCUACAGUGUUAUUCCUCCUCUCUCCUACAGCGUUGUUCCUCCUCUCUCCUACAGCAUUAUUCCUCCUCUCUCCUACAGCGUUGUUCCUCUCUCCUACAGCGUUAUUCCUCCCCUCUUCUACAGCGUUAUUCCUCCUCUCUCCUACAGCGUUAUUCCUCCUCUCUCCUACAGCGUAAUUCCUCCUCUCUCCUACAGCGUUAUUCCUCCUCUCUUCUUCAGCGUCCGCCACAAUCACAUGCACAUGGCCAAUUAUGCAAAUUAGGUCAUGACGUCAUUUAGCGACUUUUUAGGACAGCCAAUAGCUAUUUUCUUUACUGAGGAGUUGGCACCACUGAUCGAGUCAUCUUCGUGCCUGUGAGAUUGAGUCGGACUAGUAGAAGCGUUGUCUUCUCUUCCUUAGCAGUUGAAACUCAAACAUUGAAAAACGACCUAGCUUGUGGAGAAAAAAAAAAAAAGUAAAUAGCCAAGAAACACGAGGUCAAAGUCUCAAGUAAAUUAGACCAACUUUUAUGCCUUUGCACAGCGCUUCUAAAAAGGAAUCUUUCACUCAGCUUUUCACGUGCGCACAGAACCCAGCCAGGUAGAGUUGCAGCGCGAGGUGGGAUAGUCUAUAGGAUUCGUCCUUUUUUGACUGCGAUUUAAUUUACCAGCUAUGAAACAAAACAGCAGAAAUACUUUGAUUACAGCUACUGCAGCAUUUGUUUUACAAUAAAUGUGAUCUUACUUGACUUUUUAUUCACAAAUGCGAAUGAAAUGCUUGCACUGUGGAGCCCUGACCAACCGCCAACGUGGCUGGCGAAAUAUACAUUUUAUCCGCCAAUGCUAAAAUCUACCAGCAUUUGGCAGGUGUUAAUUUUAGGCCCUGAUGGGCCUCAUGUUAUGUUUGCAGGCCAAGGAACACCUGCAGGCCCUGGUUAGUGCAGCAGAGGUCUCGGAGCCCUGCUCUCCCAGUCUCCACGUCAGUCUCACCCAGCCAGUGGCGGCUCCUGAAAAAAUUCUCAGGGGGGGCAAUUUUUCUGAUGAUUUAGGUGACCUACACACAUUUAAAAAAAGAUAUGUCCAGCAACAACAUGAAGACAGGGGCAGCAUAUAAGUCAAUACCAGAAGCAUUUAUUGACUGAUCUCAAAAGUGUUGGCUUACCAGGGUUGGUGGAGCCCUCAGUUUCAUCUUUGCCUCGCAAAGCUAACUCAAACAGUCCGCAAAACUUCACACACUGGAUUAGCCGGCUGAGGAUGUGGCGGUUCUUGCUAAUGUCGUAGUAAAUAUAUUUGUUAUAGUGAAUAUGGAAUAUGAUAUGUUGAGUAAAAUGUUGUGCUAAGAUCUAUUUAGGUCAGGAGCUGGUUAUAAGUUCUGUUCCUAUCCAAUAACAAUGGACAAAAGGGUCCUAUCUUGUCAGCCUUGUCAGUUUCAGUUCUCCAGUAAACUUGUGAUUAUCAACACUAACCUCAUCGUUGUGGCGGCGGACAGCUAGCCUGUAUCCCUCAUCCAGUUGAGUGGGAAUGUUCACUCUCCCCAAAGCAGACAAUCUCAAACAGCUAUCCAUGUGGGUCUUUGACAGCUCAUGUUUCUUAAUCUUUCCUGAAAGAUGGUGCAUGUCCGUUACACACCAGUCGCUGUCCAAGCGGUGCUGUCUGCCGUGCCGCCUUCAGGGUGAAAGAGUAAGCAGGGGGUAGCAGAAGACUGCAUUAGCUACAUCGCAGCCUGCUAGCCAGGUUUUUCGUUCGUACCAAUUUUUGGAAAAUCCUCGGGUGUAGGACUUCCCCCCUUUAGUAGAAACCUGUUGAAUUAUUAAAUUUGGUCUGGGAGGUCCUAAUUGUUUCGUUGCCAAUUUAUCUUCAUUUGUUCGCCGACAAAAAGGAACUUCUUUCAAAGACACAAUCGAGUUGCACUGAAGCCUAGCCAUUUUGAUAGAAGUAGUGAAUUGAUUGACGCUGCUACCCGCUCUUUUCUUAGUUACGUUCAUGGUUAUAUGUUACGUAUGACGAAAGCGCGUAAGUGCAAGCCCUCAGAAACCCAUAGAGAUUGUAUUGAAAGCUCUGAUAUUUGAAAAAAAUAGAUUUUACAUGGGAGUCUAUGACAGACUUCUGGGCGAUUUUCAACCUGACUGAAAUCGCCCCAAAAGGGGGGGGGGGGCAUUUGAAGCACGACUUUAGCCUGAUUGGACAUUUAGUGGCACUGUGGCAGAUCAGACAUCUAGAUUACAACACUGAUAACUACUGUUGCCGUGAUAUAAUUGAUUAGAAAAAAAAUCCCUUCCUUUUCCCGUUUGGCAGUGCGUCGCCCAUAUCGCCCUAUUGAACACACCGCCCCUGCACCCAGCCCAUCAGCAGACUGGUAUGUAUUGAGCUGAGUUUAGUGGGGCUGUAUGCGUUGGACGUCACUAGACAUUCAGAACUUCCGGGGCUUAGCCCUGAAGACCUGGGGCUGACUCCGGGGGGAAAUUUGAUCCCUGCGCUCUUGGCCUCGCAAACUAGCAGCGAACAUUUUGCAGAAACAACGCUAUGUUGCAAUCUCACUGCGUUCUUCCAUGCGCUAUGCUCUCCUGACGCCAAAUAAUCAACGCUUAAUGUAAAUUAAAUGGAUUGUGGUCAGUAAACCCAUGGAAUAUGGUGUUAAUAACAUUUAUAAAAAAAAUAUAUUAGCAACUACAAAUUACAAGUGCAUAACAAUAUCGUAAUUUUCCAUGAAGAAAAAUUGUUGGGAAAAUUAUUUGUAUCAUUAUUUUGUUGCAGUGUUUUCAUAAACCAUGUCCAAUAUUUGAUUGACAAAAAAAAAAAAAAAAAAGCGUAAUGUUGUUGGUCACGUUACUGCUAACUAAUGAGAGCUAGGAAUGCUGCGCGCUGUGCAGUUCCAAAACAAUCCAAAGGGUGGCAGCAUAGACCACUAAUUAAUGUUUUGCAUGAAAUCAUUUUCUAGUUACUUACAUUAUAGCAGGAUUGGGAUUUUGGGCUGCCAGUUUUUAGAUUAUGUUGGAACUGCGUAAACUCGCAUUAGCAGUAGUCUUUUAUUAUAACUAGAGGGGGUGGAGUGGGGGGGGGGGGGGGGGGGGGGGGGGGGGGCACUACAUAUGUACAAACGCAGGUGUAACAGUGUUGCUUCCGUCCCUCUCCUCGCCCCAACCUGGGCUUGAACCAGGGACCCUCUGCACACAUCGACAACAGUCACCCUCGCUCCACAAAAGCACCGUUACCCGUCGCUCCACAAAAGCCGCGGCCCUUGCAGAGCAAGGGAAACAACUACUUCUAGGUCUCAGAGCGAGUGAUGUCACCGAUUUUGAAAUGCUACUAGCGCGCACCGCUAACUAGCUAGCCAUUUCACACCGGUUACACAGGCACCAAACAUGCUUGAAAAUCAUGAAUUUAUAAUAUUGAUUUUAUAAUAUUUGUGGUAAUAAAACACAGAUUCCAAGGUCAAUUUAGCUACAGGUCAAUAAUUCUACCUAUUUAAUUACACAAAAAUAAAUACUCCCCCUCCAACCCCCCUGUAGUAACACACACGUACAUACUAGCAUACAAUCCUUUCUCCAACUAAAUAUUCACAAUGUUUGCGAGUUAUAUUACACAGUAGUAGGAUGUUGGUCCAUCCCAUAAAUAUUAGAAAUGAAACAAAAUGAAACUGUAGGUGAAAACCGGUCUAUGACCUCACUCUUUCCCAAGCGUGUUAGUAUGUACAGUGGAGAGAACAAGUAUUUGAUACACUGCCGAUUUUGCAGGUUUUCCUACUUACAAAGCAUGUAGAGUUUUGCCAUUUUUAUCAUAGGUGCACUUCAACUGUGAGAGACGGAAUCUAAAACAAAAAUCCAUAAAAUCACAUUGUAUGAUUUUUAAGUAAUUAAGUAUUUUAAGGCUUUGUGUGGUCUAACCUGUGUUUGGCUGGUGUGGGCUUGGUGUGGGCUAGCCUGUGUUUGGCUGGUGUGGGCUUGGUGUGGGCUAGCAUGUAUUUGGCUGGUGUGGGCUUGGUGUGGUCUAACCUGUGUUUGGCUGGUGUGGCCUUGGUGUGGGCUAGCAUGUAUUUGGCUGGUGUGGGCUUGGUGUGGGCUAGCCUGUGUUUGGCUGGUGUGGGCUUGGUGUGGGCUAGCAUGUAUUUGGCUGGUGUGGGCUUGGUGUGGGCUAGCAUGUAUUUGGCUGGUGUGGGCUUUGUGUGGGCUAGCAUGUAUUUGGCUGGUGUGGGCUUUGUGUGGGCUAGCAUGUAUUUGGCUGGUGUGGGCUUUGUGUGGGCUAGACCGUGUUUGGCUGGUGUGGGCUUGGUGUGGGCUAGCAUGUAUUUGGCUGGUGUGGGAUAACCCAUGCCCACUUUUCCCAGCGAAUACCCACAUGGGGCCAAUGGGGUCAUGUCUGCUGGGACACUUGUCACAGGUGCUGCAUUAGAAAGGAUCAUGUAGAACUAAAAAGUAGUUUGCUGAAACCAAAGAACCUUCAGGGUUGUUCUAGUCACCUGGGGGUCAGCCCAGCCCAGUCCCUUGGCCUCUGUCUCCAUGGAACCAGUGGUUCUAGUCACCUGGGGGUCGGCCCAGCCCAGUCCCUUGGCCUCUGUCUCCAUGGAACCAGUGGUUCUAGUCACCUGGGGGUCGGCCCAGCCCAGUCCCUUGGCCUCUGUCUCCAUGGAACCAGUGGUUCUAGUCACCUGGGGGUCGGUCCAGCCCAGUCCCUUGGCCUCUGUCUCCAUGGAACCAGUGGUUCUAGUCACCUGGGGGUCGGCCCAGCCCAGUCCCUUGGCCUCUGUCUCCAUGGAACCAGUGGUUCUAGUCACCUGGGGGUCGGCCCAGCCCAGUCCCUUGGCCUCUGUCUCCAUGGAACCAGUGGUUCUAGUCACCUGGGGUUCGGCCCAGCCCAGUCCCUUGGCCUCUGUCUCCAUGGAGCACAACGUUCUGGGUCUUUGGGGGGGGUAUGUUGAUGUUGAGUAUAGUCACAUGUUGAAGUAUAUCGGUAUGCAUGUCAGCCUCCCAAUACGACAAAUGAAAUCUACUGUUCCAGAGUGGGAUCUAUAUAUGACUCUGUACUGUCCCAUUUGGGUAUAGAAUUAUAACGCCUGCCUGCCUGCCUGCCUGCCUGCCUGCCUGCCUGCCUGCCUGCCUGCCUGCCUGCUUGCCUGCCUGCCUGCCUGCCUGCCUGCCUGCCUGCCUGCCUGCCUGCCUGCCUGCCUGCCUGCCUGCCUGCCUGCCUGCCUGCCUGCCUGCCUGCCUGCCUGUCUGUCUGUCUGUCUGUAGUGUGGAGGCAACCCAGAGAUCCUUCAGCUGCUGACUCCAUUUACAGAGCGGGCGUACUCUAGAACCCCUGGGAAUGCUGAUGUGGCCAAUGAGAUGGGCUACCUUCUGUCCCUACAGGACAAGACUAAGGAGGCCGCCAGGUGGUAUUCCACUGCUCUCAACACUGACACCAGCAGUGUCCCAGCCCUGGCAGGUAGAUACUGUGGACUCUACACAGUAACCUUAUACACUAGCGUCUACACAGCGUCUACACAGUAAUAUUCAUAGCCCUCCUCCUUUCCCAGUGUGUUGAUGUGCUUCUUCCUUGCUUUUUUAACUGUGAUAGCUCUGGUGAGUAAUGCACUACAUGACCAAAACUGCUCGUCGAACAUCUCAUUCCAAAAUCAUGGGCAUUAAUAUGGAGUUGGUCCCCCCUUUGCUGCUAUAACAGCCUCCACUCUUCUGGGAAGGCUUUCCACUAUAUGUUGGAACAUUGCUGUGGGGACUUGCUUCCAUUCAGCCACAAGAGCAUUAGUGAGGUCGGGCACUGAUGUUGGGCGAUUAGGCCUGGCUCGCAGUCGGCGUUCCAAUUCAUCCCAAAGGUGUUCGAUGGGGUUGAGGUCAGGGCUCUGUGCAGGCCAGUCAAGUUCUUCUACACCGAUCUCGACAAACCAUUUCUGUAUGGACCUUGUUUUGUGCAAGGAGGCAUUGUCAUUCUGAAACAGGAAAGGUCCUUCCCCAAACUAAUGCAGCAAAGUUGGAAACACAGAAUUGUCUAGAAUGUCAUUGCAUGCUGUAGUGUUAAGAUUUCCCUUCACUGGAACUAAGGGGCCUAGCCCGAACCAUGAAAAACAGCCCCAGGCCAUUAUUCCUCCUCCACCAAACUUUACAGUUGGCACUAUGCAUUGGUGCAGAUGGCGUUCUCCUGGCAUUCGCCAAACCCAGAUUCGUCCGUCGGACAACCAGAUGGUGAAGCGUGAUUCAUCACUCCAGAGAACGCGUUUCCUCUGCUCCAGAGUCCAAUGGCGGCGAGCUUUACACCACUCCAGCUGACGCUUGGCCAUGGAAACCCAUUUCAUGAAGCUCCCGACGAACAGUUCUUGUGCUGAGUUGCUUCCAGAGGCAGUUUGGAACUCAGUAGUGAGUGUUGCAACCGAGGACAGACUAUUUUUACUCACUACGUGCUUCAGCACUCUGUGGUAUCGUUCUGUGAUCUUGUGUGGCCUACCACUUCGAGGCUGAGCCGUUGUUGCUCCUAGACGUUUCCACUUCACAAUAACAGCACUUACAGUUGACCGGGGCAGCUCUAGCAGGGCAGAAAUUUGACAAACAGACUAGUUGGAAAGGUGGCAUCCUAAGACUGUGCCAUGUUGAAAGUCACUGAGCUCUUCAGGAAGUCCAUUCUACUGCCAAUGUUUGUCUAUGGAGAUUGCAUGGCUGUGUGCUUGAUUUUACACACCUGUCAGCAACGGGUGUGGCUGAAAUGGCCAAAUCCACAAAUUUGAAGGGGUGUCCACAUACCUUUGUAUAUAAUAGUGUAUUUCCUAUGCUUUUAAGGCGAUAUCCUUGAACUUGCUGUAUGUUGAGUGUUGUGGUGAGGUCACUGAGGUGUUUGCUUUUCCAGGACUGAUCCGCUGCCAGCUGAUGAACGGCCAGCUACAGGAAGCAGCCAAUCAGCUGGAGUUCCUCAGAGAGAUCCACCAGUCCAUUGGCCAGUCAGCGGUAUGACAAGCAGGAUUCUACCUGAGUGACUAAUCACAUUACACUGAUCUAUCUCUGUGGUCACAAGGCCCCCUAAAUUGAACGAGGUUGGGGGAUUGAGAAUUUGUUUGAUUAGGAAUGUUAACAUUCGUAACCAUUGACAUGGUAUGAAAAGUAUAGUAUAGCUAACUGUAACUUCCCCUUUGUUUACUGUAGGAGCUGGUCCUUCUACAGGCUCUCCUGGUCCAUAAGAGAGGGGCAGGGCUGGCGGUGGUGUCACCCUUACUGAAGGAGGCCACCGACCUUCACUUCCUGGACCUGCGAGGGCGACCAAUGGGACCAGACUACUUCCACAGGCUCCACCCCAACUUCAUUUUCCAGGUGGUCAACCUCCACCUUUCCUUCUUCCAGGUAAACCCUUACACCCUUCAAAUUCUCUGGACCUGGAAGCCAGUUCCACUGCUUUUUCAUUGUUCCCCUCUAAUCAGGGACUGAUUUAGACCUGGGACACCAGGGGGGUGCAAAUAAUGAUCAGGUAGAACAGAAAACCAGCUGUAAUCCGGAGGUAGCCUAGCAGUUAAGAGCAUUGAGCCAGUAACCGAAAGGUUGCUGGUUUAAAUCCCAGAGCCGACUAGCUGAAAAAUCUGUCUGUGCCCUUGAGCAAUGCACUUAACCCUAAUUGCUCCUGUAAGUAGCUCUGUAUACGAGCGUCUGCAAAAUGACUACAUAGACCUCGUAGAAAGAAAAAAUACUAGACAACAUGGGUAAUGAAGGAUCAGGUAGAACAGAAAACCAAGUCCUCCAUACUAAUGUAUUGACUCAUGAGUCAGUAUCUAUUGACCAAGUCCUCCAUACUAAUGUAUUGACUCAUGAGUCAGUAUCUACUGACCAAGUCCUCCAUAUUAAUGUAUUGACUCAUGAGUCAGUAUCUGCUGACCAAGUUCCUCCAUAUGAAUGUAUUGACUCAUGAGGUGAGUAUCUGGUUGACCAAGUCCUCCAUUAAUAAUGUAUUGACUCAUGAGUCAGUAUCUACUGACCAAGUCCUCCAUACUAAUGUGUUGACUAAUGAGUCAGUAUCUAUUGACCAAGUCCUCCAUACUAAUGUAUUGACUCAUGAGUCAGUAUCUACUGACCAAGUCCUCCAUAUUAAUGUAUUGACUCAUGAGUCAGUAUCUGCUGACCAAGUCCUCCAUAUGAAUGUAUUGACUCAUGAGUGAGUAUCUGUUGACCAAGUCCUCCAUAAUAAUGUAUUGACUCAUGGGUUAGUAUCACUGAAAGCCACAUAAUCUACACCCAUUCUUGGUAUAUAGUGUUUACAUGCAGGAGGGGAAGUCCUUUACCGUUUAGCAGUGUUUCUAACGACCCAUGCCUCCCCUCCCUCCCUCCCAGGAGAAGCCCCUGACGGCAGGUCAGCCCGUUCCCUUUGGCCUGAGUCACUCUGGAAUGGUCCUGCAGCCUGUGGUCAAGAUGGCCCCCGGACUGCUGCUUGCAGCCUAUCACAUGGCCCAUGUCAAGUUCCUGUCAGGUAGGAGUCUAUCACAUGGCCCAUGUCUAGUUCCUGUCAGGUAGGAACCUAUCACAUGGCCCAUGUCUAGUUCCUGUCAGGUAGGAGCCAAUCACAUGGCCCAUGUCUAGUUCCUGUCAGGUAGGAGCCAAUCACAUGGCCCAUGUCUAGUUCCUGUCAGGUAGGAGCCUAUCACAUGGCCCAUGUCUAGUUCCUGUCAGGUAGGAGCCAAUCACAUGGCCCAUGUCUAGUUCCUGUCAGGUAGGAGCCAAUCACAUGGACCCAGUCUAGUUCCUGUCAGGUAGGAGCCAAUCACAUGGCCCAUGUCUAGUUCCUGUCAGGUAGGAGCCUAUCACAUAGCCCAUGUCUAGUUCCUGUCAGGUAGGAUUCAAUCAGCCUAUCACAUGGCCCAUGUCUAGUUCCUGUCAGGUAGGAGCCAAUCACAUGGCCCAUGUCUAGUUCCUGUCAGGUAGGAGCCUAUCACAUGGCCCAUGUCUAGUUCCUGUCAGGUAGGAUUCAAUUAGCCUAUCACAUGGCCCAUGUCUAGUUCCUGUCAGGUAGGAUUCAAUUAGCCUAGCACAUAGCCCAUGUCUAGUUCCUGUCAGGUAGGAUUCAAUUAGCGUAGAACAUAGCCCCAUGUCUAGUCCUGUCAGGUAGGAUCAAUUAGCUAGCACCAUAGCCACAUGUCUAGUUCCUGUCAGGUAGGAUUCAAUUAGCGUAGAACAUAGCCCAUGUGAAAUUCCUGUCAGGUAGGUUUCAAUUAGCCUAGCACAUAGCCCAUGUCUAGUUCCUGUCAGGUAGGAUUCAAUUAGCCUAGCACAUAGCCCAUGUCUAGUUCCUGUCAGGUAGGAUUCAAUUAGCGUAGAACAUAGCCCAUGUCUAGUUCCUGUCAGGUAGGAUUCAAUUAGCGUAGAACAUAGCCCAUGUCUAGUUCCUGUCAGGUAGGAUUCAAUUAGCGUAGAACAUAGCCCAUGUCUAGUUCCUGUCAGGUAGGAGCCAAUCACAUGGCCCAUGUCUAGUUCCUGUCAGGUAGGAGCCUAUCACAUGGCCCAUGUCUAGUUCCUGUCAGGUAGGAGCCAAUCACAUGGCCCAUGUCUAGUUCCUGUCAGGUAGGAACCUAUCACAUGGCCCAUGUCUAGUUCCUGUCAGGUAGGAGCCAAUCACAUGGCCCAUGUCUAGUUCCUGUCAGUAGGAGCUAUCACAUGGCCCAUGUCUAGUUCCUGUCAGGUAGGAGCCAAUCACAUGGCCCAUGUCUAGUUCCUGUCAGGUAGGAGCCUAUCACAUGGCCCAUGUCUAGUUCCUGUCAGGUAGGAGCCUAUCACAUGGCCCAUGUCUAGUUCCUGUCAGGUAGGAUUCAAUUAGCCUAUCACAUAGCCCAUGUCUAGUUCCUGUCAGGUAGGAUUCAAUUAGCCUAUCACAUGGCCCAUGUCUAGUUCCUGUCAGGUAGGAUUCAAUUAGCCUAUCACAUGGCCCAUGUCUAGUUCCUGUCAGGUAGGAUUCAAUUAGCCUAGCACAUAGCCCAUGUCUAGUUCCUGUCAGGUAGGAUUCAAUUAGCCAAGCACAUAGCCCAUGUCUAGUUCCUGUCAGGUAGGAUUCAAUUAGCCUAUCACAUAGCCCAUGUCUAGUUCCUGUCAGGUAGGAUUCAAUUAGCCCAUCACAUAGCCCAUGUCUAGUUCCUGUCAGGUAGGAUUCAAUUAGCCUAGCACAACCCCUUCUAGUCCGUCAGGUGGGAUUUAAAUUACCCAAAGCACAUAGCCUUCUAUUUUCCUGUGGGUGGGGAUUCAAUUAGCCUUCACUGCCCAGGGUUAUUUCCCUGCGGUAGGAUUAAUUACCCAAGCACAUAGCCCAGUCUAGUUCCGUAGGUAGGAUUAAAUUGGUGAAUAGCCCAUGCUUUUCCCUGUCAGGUAGGGUUCACAUGGCCAUGUCUUUUCCUGUCAGGUAGGACCCAAAUCACAGGGCCCCUGUCUAUUCCGUCAGGUGGGAAAAUUAAAAGGGCCCGUCAGUUCUGUCAGGUAGGUUUAAAUUACCCUAGCACAUCCCCAGCUAUUUCCUUUUCAGGUGGUUUAAAUUAGCGUAGAACAAGCCCAGCAGUUCCGUCAGGUGGGUUUUCAAUUAGCCAGCACAUACCCCAUGUCGUCCUUCAGGUAGGAUUCAAUUAGCGUAGAACAUAGCCCAUGUGAAAUUCCUGUCAGGUAGGAUUCAAUUAGCGUAGAACAUAGCCCAUGUCUAGUUCCUGUCAGGUAGGAUUCAAUUAGCCAAGCACAUAGCCCAUGUCUAGUUCCUGUCAGGUAGGAUUCAAUCAGCCUAUCACAUGGCCCAUGUCUAGUUCCUGUCAGGUAGGAGCCUAUCACAUGGCCCAUGUCUAGUUCCUGUCAGGUAGGAGCCUAUCACAUGGCCCAUGUCUAGUUCCGUCAGGUUGAGCCAAAACACAUGGCCCAUGGUCCAAGUUCCUGUCAGGUAGGAGCUAUCACAUGGCCCAUGUCUAGUUCCUGUCAGGUUUGAGCCAAUCACAUGGCCCAUGUCUAGUUCCUGUCAGGUAGGAGCCUAUCACAUGGCCCAUGUCUAGUUCCUGUCAGGUAGGAGCCAAUCACAUGGCCCAUGUCUAGUUCCUGUCAGGUAGGAGCCUAUCACAUGGCCCAUGUCUAGUUCCUGUCAGGUAGGAGCCUAUCACAUGGCCCAUGUCUAGUUCCUGUCAGGUAGGAGCCAAUCACAUGGCCCAUGUCUAGUUCCUGUCAGGUAGGAGCCUAUCACAGGGCCCCAUGUCUAGUUCCUGUAGGUAGGAGCCAAUCACAUGGCCCAUGUCUAUUUCCGUCGGGAGGGCCUAUACAUGGCCCGUUUUCCCUGUAGGGGGGAAAUUAGAUAUACGCCCAGUUAUUCCUGCAGGUAGGACAAUUUGGGUAGAAAAGCCCUGUAAUUCCGUCAGGAGGUUCAAUUGCUAGACAUAGCCCAUGUUGUUCCUGUCAGGUGGGUUUAAAUUAGUUCACAUGCCAGUUAGUUUGUCGGAGGUUUCAAUUAGCCAAGCACUUAGCCUGUCUAGUCUGUAGGUGGUUUUAAAUUAGCUAUCAAUAGCCUGUUAGUUCCUGUCGGGUAGGAUUCAAUUAGAAUCAAACCCCAUUUAUUAUGUAGGUAAAAUUUAAUUAGCCUAGCACUAGCCCAUGUCUAGUCAUGUCAGGUAGGUUAAUUGGUUGCCAUAGCCCAUGCUAUUCCCUUCAGGUAGGAUUAAAAGGGAGCACUACCCCUUUUAUUACUGUCAGGUAGGAUUCAAUUAGCGUAGCACAUAGCCCAUGUGAAAUUCCUGUCAGGUAGGAUUCAAUUAGCCUAUCACAUAGCCCAUGUCUAGUUCCUGUCAGGUGAGACCAACAUGAUGGACAAGGGAUAAUGCAAACUGAAUUAUGACUCAAAAGUUAACAUCAUGAGCCGAGAUGAAUGAUAACCAAUAUAAUAUAACAUUAAUUGGGGUUAAGGCCCUGCAACUGACUAGUUGCCUCCUGCUCCGAUGAGCCUUUCUGGCUAGGACAAGGUUGACUUACUUUAUGAUAUACAAUACUCUCUUUAAACAUCUAUCUCGCUUGAAUGAGCUCUCUGAGACUCUCAAGACCGUUCUUACAAAGGUUUAGUUGAGUGAGUACAGGGGUACAAUGAUACCACAUGCAGUAAUCUAUCUGGGUCCUGUCUCCUGUCAGGUGACAGCCAGUCAGCUCAGCAGUUCCUGGAUUUCUGUCUGGAGAGAGACCCAACCAUUGCUGAGGUCCACCUGCUGCAGGCCAGGAUGCACCUCCAUGAUGGGGACUACAACCGCUGCUUUCAGUCCAUGGAGACUGGAGUCAGCCACAACUUCCAGGUUAGAGGCCAGACUGGAGUCAGCCACAACUUCCAGGUAAACUAGUUUAGAGACCAGACUGGAGUCAGCCACAACUUCCAGGUAAAACUAGUGUAGAGACCAGAAUGGAGUCAGCCCACAACUUCCAGGUAAACUAGUUUAGAGACCAGACUGGAGUCAGCCACAACUUCCAGGUAAACUAGUGUAGAGACCAGACUGGAGUCAGCCACAACUUCCAGGUAAACUAGUUUAGAGACCAGACUGGAGUCAGCCACAACUUCCAGGUAAACUAGUGUAGAGACCAGACUGAGUCAGACACAACUUCCACGCGUUAAACUAGUGUAGAGACCAGACUGGAGUCAGCCACAACUUCCAGGUAAACUAGUGUAGAGACCAGACUGGAGUCAGCCACAACUUCCAGGUAAACUAGUGUAGAGACCAGACUGGAGUCAGCCACAACUUCCAGGUAAACUAUGUGUAGAGGACCAGACUGGAGUCAGCCACAACUUCGGUAAAACUAGUUGUAGAGACAGACUGGAGUCAGCCACAACUUCCAAAGGUUAGGAGACCAGACUGGGUCAGCCACAACUUCCAGGUAAACUAGUGUAGACCAGACAGAGUCAGCCACAACUUCCAGGUAAACUAGUGUAGAGACCAGACUGGAGUCAGCCAUCUUCCAGUAAACUAGUUAGAGAGCCAGACGGAGUCAGCCACAACUUCCAGGUAAACUAGUGAGAGACCAGACUGGAGUCAGCCACAACUUCCAGGUAAACUAGUGUAGAGACCAGACUGAGUCAGCCACAACUUCCAGGUAAACUAGUGUAGAGACCAGACUGGAGUCAGCACAACUUCAGGUAAACUAGUGUAGAGACCAGACUGGAGUCAGCCACACUUCCAGGUAAAACUAGUGUAGAGACCAGACAUGGAGUCAGCCACAACUUCCAGGUAAACUAGUUAGAGACCAGACUGGAGUCAGCCACAAUCCAGGUAAACUAGUGUAGAGACCAGACUGGAGUCAGCCACAACUUCAGGUAAACUAGUGUAGAGACCAGACCAGAGUCAGCCACAACUUCCAGGUAAAUAGUGAGAGCCAGACUGGAGGUCAGCCACAACUUCCAGGUAAACUAGUGUAGAGACCAGACGGAGUCAGCCACAACUUCCAGGUAAACUAGUGUAGAGACCAGACCAGAGUCAGCCACAACUUCCAGGUAAACUAGUGUAGAGACCAGACUGGAGUCAGCCACAACUUCCAGGUAAACUAGUGUAGAGACCAGACCGGAGUCAGCCACAACUUCCAGGUUAGAGACCAGACCGGAGUCAGCCACAACUUCCAGGUAAACUAGUGUAGAGACCAGACUGGAGUCAGCCACAACUUCCAGGUAAACUAGUGUAGACGACAGACUGGAGUCAGCACAACUUCCAGGUAAACUAGUGUAGAGAACCAGACUGAGUCAGCCACAACUUCAGGUAAACUAGUGUAGAGACCAGACUGGAGUCAGCCACAACUUCCAGGUAAACUAGUGUAGAGACCAGACGGAGUCAGCCACAACUUCAGGUAAACUAGUUAGGACCAAUGGAGUCAGCCACAACUUCCAGGUAAACUAGUGUAGAGACCAGACUGGAGUCAGCCACAACUUCCAGGUAAACUAGUGUAGAGACCAGACUGGAGUCAGCCACAACUUCCAGGUAAACUAGUGUAGAGACCAGACUGGAGUCAGCCACAACUUCCAGGUAAACUAGUGUAGAGACCAGACCGGAGUCAGCCACAACUUCAGGUAAAACUAGUGUAGAGACCAGACUGGAGUCAGCCACAACUUCCAGGUAAAACUAGUGUAGAGACAGACUGGAGUCAGCCACAACAUUCCAGGUAAACUAGUGUAGAGACCAGACUGGAGUCAGCCACAACUUCCAGGUAAACUAGUGUAGAGACCAGACUGGAGUCAGCCACAACUUCCAGGUAAACUAGUGUAGAGACCAGACCAGAGUCAGCCACAACUUCCAGGUAAACUAGUGUAGAGACCAGACUGGAGUCAGCCACAACUUCCAGGUAAACUAGUGUAGAGACUGGACUGGAGUCAGCCAACAACUUCCAGGUAAACUAGUGUAAGAAGAGGACCAGACUUGAGUCAGCCACCAAAUUCCAGGUGAAAAUAGGUAGAAGAGAACAGACUGGAGUCAGCCCACCAACUUCCAGGUUAAACUAGUGUAGAGGACAACUAGACUGGAGUUCAGUCCACAAACUUCCGGUAAACUAGUGUAGACAGACCAGACUUGGAGUCAGCCCACAAUUCAGUUAAACUGUGUAGAGACUAGACUGGUAAGUCAAAGCCACAACUUCCAGGUAAAAAUAGUGUAGAGACCCAGACUGGAGCAGCCACAACUUCCAGGUAAACUAGUGUAGAGGCAGCAGAAUGGAGUCAGCCACAACUUCCAGGUAAACUAGUGUAGAGACCGACUGGAGUCAGCCACAAUUCAGGUAAAUUAGGUAGAGACCAGACCAGAGUCGCCACAACUCCAGGUAGACUAGUGUAGAGACCAGACUGGAGUCAGGCCUACAAACUUCCAGGUAAAAUAGUGUAGGUCCAGGACCGGAGUCACACACAACUUACAGGUUAAAAAACAGUGUACGAGAACCGACCAGAGUCAGCUACAAAUUCCAGGUAAACUAGUGUAGGACCAGACGGAGGCAGCCACAAUUCAGGUAAACUAGUGUAGAGACAGACUGGAGUCAGCCACAACUUCCAGGUAAAACUAGUGUAGAGACCAGGACUGGACGUUCAGCCACAAUCCAGGUAAACUAGUGUAGAGGACAGACUGGAGUCAGCCACAAACUCCAGGUAAACUAGGUAGAGACCAGACUGGAGUCAGCCACAACUUCCAGUUUAAAAAUAGGUGUAGAGACCAGACUGGAGGCAGCCCACAAUUCCAGGUAAAUAGUGUAGAGACCAGGUCACACAACUUCCAGGUAAACGAGAUGGGUACUUCCACUGUAGGGGGAUUGAUUAUGUUAUGUAAAGGUGUACCUCCGAAUUAAGUGCAUCCAGCAUCACCCCCUUUUCCUCCCUCCCUCCCUCUCCUUCCCCCCCCCCCCCCACCCAGGUGCUAGAGCUUCCCCAGUACCACUUGCUGAAGGCCCGUGCGCUGCGGGGAGUUGGGGAGCUGGAGGGGGCUAUCCAGUCCAUGAAGAUGGUGAUGAUGAUGAUGCAAGGGGUGAGGAGAGCAGUGAAUGGGAGAGUGGCCCACAUCAGCAACAGUGAAUGUGUGUCUGUGUUCCUGGAGCUGGCUGAGGCACUGAGACUACACGGAGAACCGGUACACUACAUUUCUACUUUGAUUGAUGAUUGAUUGACUGAUUGGUUGAUUGAUUGAUUACUACUUUGCUUAUGGUAGUCCGUCAUGUCCGAUGAUGACUUCCUUCCUCUUCUACCUAUAUUGAUUCCUUUUACUGCUAUAGAGACCAACCCUCUAGCCACAUGGUCUGCUACAGACAAGCAUGUUCAGUUUCGGCUAGUUUGUGGAAGUGACCUCAUGCUGUAACACUUCCUGUUACACUGUGACUCCCUCUUCUGAUCCUCAAGCUUCUGCCCUUCACUAGCAGAGCGCCAGAUAGACGGUGCCUGUAUAGUGUAUGUCUAUAAAAACCCUUCCAUCCCCCCUCUCCUGCCAGCAUGAGUCGACCAUGGUUCUGCAGGACGCUAUGGUGGCGUUCGCUGGCACCCCAGAGGAGAUCUGUGUGACCGUAGCUAACGUGGACCUGGCCUUGGCUAAAGAUGACCUGGACACAGCCCUCAGCAUUCUCAGAGGCAUCACCCCAGACCAGGUUGUCAAGACACAUUUCCGUUCUUUCUAAGUUAAUGGACAAUAAAGUACAUCUUCCUUUUCUUCUUGUUCUCAUCAGACACACUACACAGUGGCCAGGGAGAAGAUGGCCCUCAUAUACCUGCAGAGACGCAAAGACAAGAAGCUGUAUAUGGCCUGCUAUAGGGAGAUCAGAGAUGAACUACCCGGGCCUCAGUCCUCUAUCCUGCUGGGGGACGCCUACAUGAAUAUACAAGAGGUAUAACUCCUGAGUGGCGCAGUGGUCUAAGGCACUGCAUCGCAGUGCUAACUGUGCCACUAGAGAUCCUGGUUCGAAUCCAGGCUCUGUCGCAGCCGGCCGCGACCGGGAGACUCAUGGGCGGCGCACAAUUGGCCCAGCGUCGUCCAGGGUAGGGGAGGGAAUGGCCGGCAGGGAUGUAGCUCUGUUGAUAGAGCAUGGCGUUUGCAACGCCAGGGUUGUGGGUUCGAUUCCCACGGGGGGCCAGUAUAAAAAAAAUAUGUAUUCACUAACUGUAAGUCGCUCUGGAUAAGAGCGUCUGCUAAAUGACUAAAAUGUAAUGUAAAUGUAAUACCAAGAGAUGGUCCUCUGUAACUCAGUUGGUAGAGCAUGGAGCUUGGUCCUCUGUAACUCAGUUGGUAGAGCAUGGAGCUUGGUCCUCUGUAGUCAGUUGGUAGAGCAUGGAGCUUGGUCCUCUGUAACUCAGUUGGUAGAGCAUGGAGCUUGGUCCUCUGUAGUCAGUUGGUAGAGCAUGGAGCUUGGUCCUCUGUAUCUCAGUUGGUAGAGCAUGGAGCUUGGUCCUCUGUAUCUCAGUUGGUAGAGCAUGGAGCUUGGUCCUCUGUAACUCAGUUGGUAGAGCAUGGAGCUUGGUCCUCUGUAACUCAGUUGGUAGAGCAUGGAGCUUGGUCCUCUGUAACUCAGUUGGUAGAGCAUGGAGCUUGGUCCUCUGUAACUCAGUUGGUAGAGCAUGGAGCUUGGUCCUCUGUAACUCAGUUGGUAGAGCAUGGAGCUUGGUCCUCUGUAACUCAGUUGGUAGAGCAUGGAGCUUGGUCCUCUGUAACUCAGUUGGUAGAGCAUGGAGCUUAGUCCUCUGUAACUCAGUUGGUAGAGCAUGGAGAUUGGUCCUCUGUAACUCAAUUGGUAGAGCAUGGAGCUUAGUCCUCUGUAACUCAGUUGGUAGAGCAUGGAUCUCGGUCCUCUGUAACUCAGUUGGUAGAGCAUGGAGCUUGGUCCUCUGUAGUCAGUUGGUAGGGCAUGGAGCUUGGUCCUCUGUAUCUCAGUUGGUAGAGCAUGGAGCUUGGUCCUCUGUAGUCAGUUGGUAGGGCAUGGAGCUUGGUCCUCUGUAGUCAGUUGGUAGGGCAUGGAGCUUGGUCCUCUGUAACUCAGUUGGUAGAGCAUGGAGCUUGGUCCUCUGUAGUCAGUUGGUAGAGCAUGGAGCUUAGUCCUCUGUAACUCAGUUGGUAGAGCAUAGAGCUUGGUCCUCUGUAACUCAGUUGGUAGAGCAUGGAGCUUGGUCCUCUGUAACUCAGUUGGUAGAGCAUGGAGCUUGGUCCUCUGUAGUCAGUUGGUAGGGCAUGGAGCUUGGUCCUCUGUAGUCAGUUGGUAGAGCAUGGAGCUUGCAAUGCCAGGAUAGUGGGUUCGAUUUCUGGGACCACCCAUGUGUAAAAAAUUAAUAAAAUGCACGCAUGACUGUAAAUGGCUUUGGAUAAAAGAGUGUGAUAAAUGGCAUAUGACUGUAAAUGGCUUUGGAUAAAAGAGUGUGAUGAAUGGCACACCAGUGGUACCUUGUGUACUGCAUGUUCUUUACUGUGGUGUCCACAGUACAUUAUUAGGGCUUUGCAAAUGCCUUGAAACAGGUAUAUCAAAUGUCACAUUUCUAUUCUGCAGCCAGAGAGAGCCAUUGAGGUGUAUCAAGAGGCAAUGAGAGAGACGGUCCGGGAUGCAACCCUGUCCAGAAAGAUGGGCCAAGCCUAUGUGAAAACCCAUCAGUACAACCAGGUAUUGUAGACAGGGAAGGCUGCAGCAAAGGUUCAAGCACAAAUACUGCUCAGUGCUCACUCAGGACAUUCUCCCCAUUUCAGACUAUUUCUCAAGAGUAAAAGCUGUAUUUGUUAGCCAAUUACUAAGGAAUGUUCUCAUACUGUUCCCUCCCUCCUCACUCUAUUACUAACCUGAUUGGUCCUGCAGGCUGUCAGUCACUAUGAGUGUUUAUUUACAUUUACAUCAUUUAGCAGACGCUCUUAUCCAGAGCGACUUACAAAUUGGUGCAUUCACCUUAUGAUAGCCAGUGGGACAACCACAUUUAAAAAAAACUUUUUUUUAAUUAUUUUUUUUAUUUUUUUUAAAUAUGGGGUGGGGGAAGAAGGAUUACUUUAUACUAUUCCGGGUAUUCCUUAAAGUGGUGGGGUUUCAAGUGUCUCCGGAAGGUGGUGAGUGACUCCGCUGUCUUGGCGUCGUGAGGGAGCUUGUUCCACCAUUGGGGUGCCAGAGCAGUGAAUAGCUUUGACUGGGCUGAGCGGGAACUGUGCUUCCGUAGAGGUAGGGGGGCCAGCAGGCCAGAGGUGGAUGAACGUAGUGCCCUCGUUUGGGUGUAGGGUCUGAUCAGAGCCUGAAGGUAAGGAGGUGCCGUUCCCCUCACAGCUCCGUAGGCAAGCACCAGGUUCUUGUAGCAGAUGCGAGCUUCAACUGGGAGCCAGUGGAGUGUGCGGAGGAGUGGGGUGACAUGAAAGAACUUGGGAAGGUUGAACACCAGACGGGCUGCAGCGUUCUGGAUAAGUUGAAGGGGUUUAAUGGCACAGGCAGGGAGCCCAGCCAACAGCGAGUUGCAGUAAUCCAGACGGGAGAUGACAAGUGCCUGGAUUAGGACCUGUGCCGCUUCCUGUGUAAGGCAGGGUCGUACUCUCCGAAUGUUGUAGAGCAUGAACCUACAGGAUCGGGUCACCGCUUUGAUGUUAGCGGAGAACGACAGGGUAUUGUCCAGGAUCACGCCAAGGUCCUUUGCCCUCUGGGAGGAGGACACAAUGGAGUUGUCAACCGUGAUGGCGAGAUCAUGGAGCGGGCAGUCCUUCCCCGGGAGGAAGAGCAGCUCCGUCUUGCCGAGGUUCAGCUUGAGGUGGUGAUCCGUCAUCCAUACUGAUAUGUCUGCCAGACAUGCAGAGAUGCAAUUCGCCACCUGGUUAUCAGAAGGGGGAAAGGAGAAGAUUAAUUGUGUGUCGUCUGCGUAGCAAUGAUAGGAGAGACCAUGUGAGAAUAUGACAGAGCCAAGUGACUUGGUGUAUAGAGAGAAUAGGAGAGGGCCUAGAACUGAGCCCUGGGGGACACUAGUGGUGAGAGCAUGUGGUGCGGAGACAGAUUCUCGCCACGCCACCUGGUAGGAGCGACCUGUCAGGUAGGACGCAAUCCAAGAGUGAGCAGCGCCGGAGAUGCCCAACUCGGAGAGGGUGGAGAGGAGGAUCUGAUGGUUCACAGUAUCAAAGGCAGCGGAUAGGUCUAGAAGGAUAAGAGCAGAGGAGAGAGAGUUAGCUUUAGCAGUGCGGAGAGCCUCUCUGACACAGAGAAGAGCCGUCUCAGUUGAAUGACCAGUCUUGAAACCUGACUGGUUUGGAUCAAGAAGGUCAUUCUGAGAGAGAUAGCAGGAGAGUUGGCUAGAGACGGCACGCUCAAGAGUUUUGGAGAGAAAAGAAGGGGUGCAACUCUCGCUCUCUUGAAGACGGAAGGGACAUGGACAGCGGUCAAGGAUGAGUUGAUGAGCGAGGUGAGGUAAGGGAGAAGGUCUCCGGAAAUGGUCUGGAGAAGAGAGUAGGGGAUAGGGUCAAGCGGGCAGGUUGUUGGGCGGCUGGCCGUCACAAGUCGCAAGAUUUCAUCUGGAGAGAGAGGGGAGAAAGAAGUCAGUGCAGUGUGAGCAGGACCAGCGGUGUCAUUUGACUUAAUAAAUGAGGAUCGGAUGUCGUCAACCUUCUUUUCAAAAUGGUUGACGAAGUCAUCCACAGAGAGGGAUGAGGGAGGGGGAGGAGGAGGGGGAUUCAGCAGGGAGGAGAAGGUGGCAAAGAGCUUCCUAGGGUUAGAGGCAGAGGCUUGAAAUUUAUAGUGGUAGAAAGUGGCUUUAGCAGCAGAAACAGAUGAAGAAAAUGUAGAGAGGAGGGAGUGAAAAGAUGACAGGUCCGCAGGGAGUCUAGUUUUCCUCCAUUUCCGCUCGGCUGCCCGGAGCCCUGUUCUGUGGGCUCGCAAAGAGUCGUCAAGCCACGGAGCAGGAGGGGAGGACCGAGCCGGCCGGGAGGAUAGGGGACAUAGAGAGUCAAAGGAUUCAGAAAGAGAUGAUAGGAUGGAAGAGGAGAGUGUAACCUGAUUGGUCCUGCAGGCUGUCGGACACUAUGAGUGUGUUUAUAUCACUAACCUGAUUGGUCCUGCAGGCUGUCAGUCACUAUGAGUGUGUUUAUAUCACUAACCUGAUUGGUCCUGUAGGCUGUCAGUCACUAUGAUAGUGUUUUAUAUAUAACCUGAUUGGUCCUGCAGGCUGUCAGUCACAAUGAGAGUGUUUUAUAUAUAACCUGAUUGGUCCUGUAGGCUGUCAGUCACUAUGAGAGUGUUUUUAUAUAUAACCUGAUUGGUCCUGUAGGCUGUCAGUCACUAUGAGAGUGUUUUAUAUAUAACCUGAUUGGUCCUGCAGGCUGUCAGUCACUAUGAGAGUGUUUUAUAUAUAACCUGAUUGGUCCUGUAGGCUGUCAGUCACUAUGAGAGUGUUUUAUAUAUAACCUGAUUGGUCCUGCAGGCUGUCAGUCACUAUGAGAGUGUUUUAUAUAUAACCUGAUUGGUCCUGCAGGCUGUCAGUCACUAUGAGAGUGUUUUAUAUAUAACCUGAUUGGUCCUGUAGGCUGUCAGUCACUAUGAGAGUGUUUUAUAUAUAACCUGAUUGGUCCUGUAGGCUGUCAGUCACUAUGAGAGUGUUUUAUAUAUAACCUGAUUGGUCCUGCAGGCUGUCAGUCACUAUGAUAGUGUUUUAUAUGUAACCUGAUUGGUCCUGCAGGCUGUCAGUCACUAUGAUAGUGUUUUAUAUGUAACCUGAUUGGUCCUGCAGGCUGUCAGUCACUAUGAGAGUGUUUUAUAUAUAACCUGAUUGGUCCUGCAGGCUGUCAGUCACUAUGAGAGUGUUUUAUAUAUAACCUGAUUGGUCCUGAAGGCUGUCAGUCACUAUGAGAGUGUUUUAUAUGUAACCUGAUUGGUCCUGCAGGCUGUCAGUCACUAUGAGAGUGCAGUGAAGCUGGGAGGUCAUGACUCUCUGGUGGUGAACCUGGCAGAGCUCCUGCUGAAGCUGGGUCAGUAUGGCAAGGCCCAGAGGACUCUGAUGACCGCUCUGCACUGUGAUGAUGGCACACUGACCGUCUCCAGCCUGAUGAGCAACGUACAGUACUUUCUGCUGCUAGCCAGAGCACACUAUGCUGACCAGGGAUCAGUCCAGGACACUCUAGAGAAGGUAAGGCUUAGAGUUAGGGUUACUCUGGAGAAGGUCAUGGUUAGAGGUAGGGUUACUCUGGAGAAGGUCAGGGUUAGAGAUAUGGUUACUCUGGAGAAGGUCAGGGUUAGAGUUAGGGUUACUCUGGAGAAGGUCAGGGUUAGAGUUAGGGUUACUAUAGAGAAGGUCAGGGUUAGAGUUAGGGUUACUAUAGAGAAGGUCAGGGUUAGAGAGAGGGUUACUCUGGAGAAGGUCAGGGUUAGAGAGAGGGUUACUCUGGAGAAGGUCAGGGUUAGAGUUAGGGUUACUCUGGAGAAGGUCAGGGUUAGGGUUACUCUAGAGAAGGUCAGGGUUAGAGAGAGGGUUACUCUGGAGAAGGUCUGGGUUAGGGUUACUCUGGAGAAGGUCAGGGUUAGAGAUAUGGUUACUCUGGAGAAGGUCAGGGUUAGGGUUACUCUAGAGAAGGUCAGGGUUAGAGAGAGGGUUACUCUGGAGAAGGUCAGGGUUAGGGUUUCUCUGGAGAAGGUCUUUGAACGAUGACAUGUUGAUAGUCAUUUUCCACAGUACAGUAACUAGUUCACUCAGUAUGACCGUAGCCAGUUUGUGUUCUAUGUAGUGAUGUGUGAGGAGGAAGUCCCUUUACCAAUGGGCUGUGUGUUUCUUCCAUGGUGUCGGUCUCUCCCAGUCCCACAGUGUCCAGAUGAGGGUCCUGAAGCGUUGUCAGACAGAGCGCCCAGAGCUCCUGGAGCAGGAGAGAAACGUGCUGUGGUCCAUCUGCUGUCAGCUGGCCAGACACUACCGGAGCACGACCCAUAGAGACAAAACCAUGUACUACUACAACCAGGCUAUAGUAGCCAUCAGAGGACAGACUACAGGGUUAGUAUCACUACAACCAGGCUAUAGUAGCCAUCAGAGGACAGACUACAGGGUUAGUAUCACUACAACCAGGCUAUAGUAGCCAUCAGAGGACAGACUACAGGGUUAGUAUUACUACAACCAGGCUAUAGUAGCCAUCAGAGGACAGACUACAGGGUUAGUAUCACUACAACCAGGCUAUAGUAGCCAUCAGAGGACAGACUACAGGGUUAGUAUCACUACAACCAGGCUAUAGUAGCCAUCAGAGGACAGACUACAGGGUUAGUAUCACUACAACCAGGCUAUAGUAGCCAUCAGAGGACAGACUACAGGGUUAGUAUCACUACAACCAGGCUAUAGUAGCCAUCAGAGGACAGACUACAGGGUUAGUAUAACUACAACCAGGCUAUAGUAGCCAUCAGCAGGACAGACUACAGGGUUAGUAUCACUACAAACCAGGCUAUAGUAGCCAUCAGAGGACAGACUACAGGGUUAGUAUCACUACAACCAGGCUAUAGUAGCCAUCAGAGGACAGACUACAGGGUUAGUAUCACUACAACCAGGCUAUAGUAGCCAUCAGCAGGACAGACUACAGGGUUAGUAUCACUACAACCAGGCUAUAGUAGCCAUCAGAGGACAGACUACAGGGUUAGUAUCACUACAACCAGGCUAUAGUAGCCAUCAGAGGACAGACUACAGGGUUAGUAUUACUACAACCAGGCUAUAGUAGCCAUCAGAGGACAGACUACAGGGUUAGUAUCACUACAACCAGGCUAUAGUAACCAUCAGAGGACAGACUACAGGGUUAGUAUUACUACAACCAGGCUAUAGUAGCCAUCAGAGGACAGACUACAGGGUUAGUAUCACUACAACCAGGCUAUAGUAGCCAUCAGAGGACAGACUACAGGGUUAGUAUUACUAACAACCAGGCUAUAGUAGCCAUCAGAGGACAGACUACAGGGUUAGUAUCACUACAACCAGGCUAUAGUAGCCAUCAGCAGGACAGACUACAGGGUUAGUAUCACUACAACCAGGCUAUAGUAGCCAUCAGAGGACAGACUACAGGGUUAGUAUUACUACAACCAGGCUAUAGUAGCCAUCAGAGGACAGACUACAGGGUUAGUAUCACUACAACCAGGCUAUAGUAGCCAUCAGAGGACAGACUACAGGGUUAGUAUCACUACAACCAGGCUAUAGUAGCCAUCAGAGGACAGACUACAGGGUUAGUAUCACUACAACCAGGCUAUAGGAGCCAUCAGAGGACAGACUACAGGGUUAGUAUCACUACAACCAGGCUAUAGUAGCCAUCAGAGGACAGACUACAGGGUUAGUAUCACUACAACCAGGCUAUAGUAGCCAUCAGAGGACAGACUACAGGGUUAGUAUCACUACAACCAGGCUAUAGUAGCCAUCAGAGGACAGACUACAGGGUUUAGUAUAACUACAACCAGGCUAUAGUAGCCAUCAGAGGACAGACUACAGGGUUAGUAUCACUACAACCAGGCUAUAGUAGCCAUCAGAGGACAGACUACAGGGUUAGUAUCACUACAACCAGGCUAUAGUAGCCAUCAGAGGACAUACUACAGGGUUAGUAUCACUACAACCAGGCUAUAGUAGCCAUCAGAGGACAUACUACAGGGUUAGUAUCACUACAACCAGGCUAUAGUAGCCAUCAGAGGACAGACUACAGGGUUAGUAUCACUACAACCAGGCUAUAGUAGCCAUCAGAGGACAGACUACAGGGUUAGUAUUACUACAACCAGGCUAUAGUAGCCAUCAGAGGAAAGACUACAGGGUUAGUAUCACUACAACCAGGCUAUAGUAGCCAUCAGCAGGACAGGGUUAGUAUCACUACAACCAGGCUAUAGUAGUCAUCAGAGGACAGACUACAGGGUUAGUAUCACUACAACCAGGCUAUAGUAGUCAUCAGAGGACAGACUACAGGGUUAGUAUCACUACAACCAGGCUAUAGUAGCCAUCAGAGGACAGACUACAGGGUUAGUAUAACUACAACCAGGCUAUAGUAGCCAUCAGAGGACAGACUACAGGGUUAGUAUCACUACAACCAGGCUAUAGUAGCCAUCAGAGGACAGACUACAGGGUUAGUAUAACUACAACCAGGCUAUAGUAGCCAUCAGCAGGACAGACUACAGGGUUAGUAUCACUACAACCAGGCUAUAGUAGCCAUCAGAGGACAGACUACAGGGUUAGUAUCACUACAACCAGGCUAUAGUAGCCAUCAGAGGACAGACUACAGGGUUAGUAUAACUACAACCAGGCUAUAGUAGCCAUCAGCAGGACAGACUACAGGGUUAGUAUCACUACAACCAGGCUAUAGUAGCCAUCAGAGGACAGACUACAGGGUUAGUAUCACUACAACCAGGCUAUAGUAGCCAUCAGAGGACAGACUACAGGGUUAGUAUCACUACAACCAGGCUAUAGUAGUCAUCAGAGGACAGACUACAGGGUUAGUAUUACUACAACCAGGCUAUAGUAGCCAUCAGAGGACAGACUACAGGGUUAGUAUUACUACAACCAGGCUAUAGUAGCCAUCAGAGGACAGACUACAGGGUUAGUAUCACUACAACCAGGCUAUAGUAGCCAUCAGAGGACAGACUACAGGGUUAGUAUCACUACAACCAGGCUAUAGUAGCCAUCAGCAGGACAGACUACAGGGUUAGUAUCACUACAACCAGGCUAUAGGAGCCAUCAGCACGACAGACUACAGGGUUAGUAUCACUACAACCAGGCUAUAGUAGCCAUCAGAGGACAGACUACAGGGUUAGUAUCACUACAACCAGGCUAUAGUAGCCAUCAGAGGACAGACUACAGGGUUAGUAUCACUACAACCAGGCUAUAGUAGCCAUCAGCAGGACAGACUACAGGGUUAGUAUCACUACAACCAGGCUAUAGGAGCCAUCAGCACGACAGACUACAGGGUUAGUAUCACUACAACCAGGCUAUAGUAGCCAUCAGAGGACAGACUACAGGGUUAGUAUCACUACAACCAGGCUAUAGGAGCCAUCAGCACGACAGACUACAGGGUUAGUAUCACUACAACCAGGCUAUAGUAGCCAUCAGAGGACAUACUACAGGGUUAGUAUCACUACAACCAGGCUAUAGUAGCCAUCAGAGGACAGACUACAGGGUUAGUAUCACUACAACCAGGCUAUAGUAGCCAUCAGAGGACAGACUACAGGGUUAGUAUCACUACAACCAGGCUAUAGGAGCCAUCAGCACGACAGACUACAGGGUUAGUAUUACUACAACCAGGCUAUAGUAGCCAUCAGAGGAAAGACUACAGGGUUAGUAUCACUACAACCAGGCUAUAGUAGCCAUCAGCAGGACAGGGUUAGUAUCACUACAACCAGGCUAUAGUAGUCAUCAGAGGACAGACUACAGGGUUAGUAUCACUACAACCAGGCUAUAGUAGUCAUCAGAGGACAGACUACAGGGUUAGUAUCACUACAACCAGGCUAUAGUAGCCAUCAGAGGACAGACUACAGGGUUAGUAUAACUACAACCAGGCUAUAGUAGCCAUCAGAGGACAGACUACAGGGUUAGUAUCACUACAACCAGGCUAUAGUAGCCAUCAGAGGACAGACUACAGGGUUAGUAUAACUACAACCAGGCUAUAGUAGCCAUCAGCAGGACAGACUACAGGGUUAGUAUCACUACAACCAGGCUAUAGUAGCCAUCAGAGGACAGACUACAGGGUUAGUAUCACUACAACCAGGCUAUAGUAGCCAUCAGAGGACAGACUACAGGGUUAGUAUAACUACAACCAGGCUAUAGUAGCCAUCAGCAGGACAGACUACAGGGUUAGUAUCACUACAACCAGGCUAUAGUAGCCAUCAGAGGACAGACUACAGGGUUAGUAUCACUACAACCAGGCUAUAGUAGCCAUCAGAGGACAGACUACAGGGUUAGUAUCACUACAACCAGGCUAUAGUAGUCAUCAGAGGACAGACUACAGGGUUAGUAUUACUACAACCAGGCUAUAGUAGCCAUCAGAGGACAGACUACAGGGUUAGUAUCACUACAACCAGGCUAUAGUAGCCAUCAGAGGACAGACUACAGGGUUAGUAUCACUACAACCAGGCUAUAGUAGCCAUCAGCAGGACAGACUACAGGGUUAGUAUCACUACAACCAGGCUAUAGGAGCCAUCAGCACGACAGACUACAGGGUUAGUAUCACUACAACCAGGCUAUAGUAGCCAUCAGAGGACAGACUACAGGGUUAGUAUCACUACAACCAGGCUAUAGUAACCAUCAGCAGGACAGACAGGAUGUGAGGAGUAUGGGCAGUGUGUCUUGUAGUUUUCUCUGUGCCUCUAGUGAACUGAUCUACCGUAUAUCAAUGUUCUUUAGUAUUGAUCAACAGUACCAAUCAAAAGUUUGGACACACCUACUCAUUCAAGGGUUUUUCUUUAUUGUUACUAUUUUCUCUAUUGUAGAAUAAUAGUGAAGACAUCAACACUAUGAAAUAACACAUAUGGAAUCAUGUAGUAACCAAAAAAGUGUUAAACAAAUCAAAAUAUAUUUUAUAUUCCUCAAAGUAGCCAGCCUUUGCCUUGAUGACAGCUUUGCACACUCUUGGCAUUCUCUCAAAAGAGAAACAAAGAGAAACAACAGUCCAUCAUUACUUUAAGACAUGAAGGUCAGUCAAUCUGGAACAUUUCAAGAACAUUGAAAGUUUCUUCAAGUGCAGUCGCAAAAACCAUGAAGCGCUAUGAUGAAACUGGCUCUCAUGAGGACCGCCACAGGAAUGGAAGACCCAGAGUUACCUCUGCUGCAGAGGAUAAGUUCAUUAUAGUUCCCAGCCUCAGAAAUUGCAUCCCAAAUAAAUGCUUCACAGUAACAGACACAUCUCAACAUCAACUAUUCAGAGGAGACUGCGUGAAUCAGGCCUUCAUGGUUGAAUUGCUGCAAAGAAACCACUACUAAAGGACACCAAUAAGAAGAAGAGACUUGCUUGGGCCAAGAAACAUGAGCAAUGGACGUUAGACCGGUGGAAAUCUGUCCUUUGGUCUGAUGAGUCCAAAUUUUUAUUCCAACCGCCGUGUCUUUGUGAGACGCAGAGUAGGUGAACGGAUGAUCUCCGCAUGUGUGGUUCCCACCAUGAAGCAUGGAGGAGGAGGAGUUAUGGUGUGGGGGUGCUUUGCUGGUGAACCUCUGUGAUUUAUUUAGAAUUCAAUGCACACUUAACCAGCAUGGCUACCACAGCAUUCCGCAGCGAUACGCCAUCCCAUCUGGAUUGCACUUAGUGGGACUAUCAAUUGUUUUUCAACAGGACAAUGACCCAACACACCUCCAGGCUGCGUAUGGGCUAUUUGACCAAGAAGGAGAGUGAUGGAGUGCUGCAUCAGAUGACCUGGCCUCCACAAUCACCCGACCUCAACCCAAUUGAGAUGGUUUGGGAUGAGUUGGACCGCAGAGUGAAGGAAAAGCAGCCAACAAGUGGUCAGCAUAUGUGGGAACUCCUUCAAGACUGUUGGAAAAGCAUUCCAGGUGAAGCUGGUUGAGAGAAUGCCAAGAAUGUGCAAAGCUGUCAUCAAGGCAAAGGGUGGCUACUUUGAAGAAUCUAAAAUAUAUUUUGAUUUGUUUAACACUUUUUGGUUAGUACAUGAUUCCAUGUGUGUUAUUUCAUAGUUUUGAUGUCUUCACUAUUAUUCUACAAUGUAGAAAAUAGUAGAAAAUUAAGAAAAACCCUUGAAUGAGUAGGUGUGUCCAAACUUUUGACUGGUACUGUAUAUUCUGUAGAUAUGAUAUAUAUCUAUAUUCUGUAGAACUGAUCUAUAGCUAAAUUCUGUAGAUAUGAUCUAUAGCUAAAUUCUGUAGAUAUGAUCUAUAGCUAAAUUCUGUAGAUAUGAUCUAUAGCUAAAUUCUGUAGAUAUGAUCUAUAGCUAUAUUCUGUAGAUAUGAUCUAUAGCUAAAUUCUGUAGAUAUGAUCUAUAGCUAAAUUCUGUAGAUAUGAUCUAUAGCUAAAUUCUGUAGAUAUGAUCUAUAGCUAAAUUAUGUAUAUAUGAUCUAUAGCUAAAUUCUGUAGAACUGAUCUAUAGCUAAAUUCUGUAGAUAUGAUCUAUAGCUAAAUUCUGUAUAUAUGAUCUAUAGCUAAAUUCUGUAUAUAUGAUCUAUAGCUAAAUUCUGUAGAUAUGAUCUAUAGCUAAAUUCUGUAUAUAUGAUCUAUAGCUAAAUUCUGUAGAUAUGAUCUAUAGCUAAAUUCUGUAUAUAUGAUCUACAGCUAUAUUCUGUAGAACUGAUCUAUAGCUAUAUUCUGUAUAUAUGAUCUAUAUCUAUAUUCUGUAGAACUGAUCUAUAGCUAAAUUCUGUAUAUAUGAUCUAUAGCUAUAUUCUGUAUAUAUGAUCUACAGCUAUAUUCUGUAUAUAUGAUCUAUAUCUAUAUUCUGUAUAUAUGAUCUAUAUCUAUAUACUGUAGAACUGAUCUAUAGCUAUAUUCUGUAGAACUGAUCUAUAUCUAUAUUCUGUAUAUAUGAUCUAUAUCUAUAUUCUGUAGAACUGAUCUAUAUCUAUAUUCUGUAGAACUGAUCUAUAUCUAUAUUCUGUAUAUAUGAUCUAUAGCUAUAUUCUGUAGAACUGAUCUAUAUCUAUAUUCUGUAGAUAUGAUCUAUAGCUAUAUUCUGUAUAUAUGAUCUAUAGCUAUAUUCUGUAGAGCUGAUCUAUAUCUAUAUUCUGUAGAUAUGAUCUAUAGCUAUAUUCUGUAGAACUGAUCUAUAGCUAUAUUCUGUAGAACUGAUCUAUAUCUAUAUUCUGUAGAACUGAUCUAUAUCUAUAUUCUGUAGAACUGAUCUAUAUCUAUAUUCUGUAGAACUGAUCUAUAUCUAUAUUCUGUAGAGCUGCUCUAUUCUCCCCUAUCAGAUCAGUCUGGAGUUAGCCCAGUUCUAUCUGGAGAAUCGGAAGACAGAUGAAGCCAUGAUGCAGGUUGAGGAGGUGCUGGGAAAGGAUGCUCUCCACCCUGACGCCACAAUGGUACAAUCCUCUCCUCUAUAUACACUAUAUAUACAAAAGUAUGAGGACACCCCUUCAAAUUAGUAGAUUCGGCUAUUUCAGCCACACCCGUUGCUGACAGGUGUAUAAAAUUGAGCACACAGCCAUGCAGUCUCCAUAGACAAACAUUGGCAGUAGAAUGGCCUUACUGAAGAGAUCAGUGACUUUCAACGUGGCACCAUCAUAGGAUGCCACCUUUCCAACAAGUCAGUUCGUCAGAUUUCUGCCCUGCUAGAGUUGCCCCGGUCAACUGUAAGUGCAGUUAUUGUCAAGUGGAAACGUCUCGGAGCAACAACGGCUCAGCAGUGAAGUGGUAGGCCACACAUGCUCACAGAAUGGGACCGCCUGUGCUGAAGCGCAUAGUGUGUAAAAAUUGUCUGUCCUCGGUUGCAACACUCACUACCGAGUUCCAAACGGCCUCUGGAAGCAACGUCAGCACAAUAACUGUUCUUCGGGAGCUUCAUGAAAUGGGUUUCCAUGGCAGAGCAGACGCACACAAGCCUAAGAUCACCAUGAGCCAUGCCAAGCGCCGGCUGGAGUGGUGUAAAGCUCGCCGCCAUUGGACUCUGGAGCAGAGGAAACGCGUUCUCUGGAGUGAUGAAUCACGCUAUACCAUCUGGCAGUCCGUUUGGUGGAUGCCAAGAGAACGCUACCUGCCCCAAUGCAUAGUGCCACCUGUAAAGUUUGGUGGAGGAGGAAUAAUGGUCUGGGGCUGUUUUUCAUGGUUCGGUCUAGGCCCCUUAGUUCCAGUGAAGGGAAAUCUUAACUCUACAGGCAACAGUUUAGGGAAGGCCCUUUCCUGUUUCAGCAUGACAAUAUCCCCGUGCACAAAGCUAGGUCCAUACAGAAAUGGUUUGUCGAGCCCUGACCUCAACCCCAUCGAACACAUUUGGGAUGAAUUGGAACGCCGACUGCGAGCCAGGCCUAAUCGCCCAACAUCAGUGCCCGACCUCACUAAUGCUCUUGUGGCUGAAUGGAAGCAAGUCCCCGCAGCAAUGUUCCAACAUCUAGUGGAAAGCCUUCCCAGAAGAGUGGAGGCUGUUAUAGCAGCAAUGGGGGGAACCAACUCCAUAUUAAUGAUUUUAGAAUGAGAUGUUCGACGAGCAGGUGUCCACAUACUUUUGGUUCAUGUGGUGUAUAACACCCCCCUGAGGCCACAAUGGUAUGGUCCUCUCUUCUCUAUAUAACAUCCCCCUGAGGCCACAAUGGUACGGUCCUCUCUCCUCUAUAUAACAUCCCCCUGAGGCCACAAUGGUACGGUCCUCUCUCCUCUAUAUAACAUCCCCCUGAGGCCACAAUGGUACGGUCCUCUCUCCUCUAUAUAACAUCCCCCUGAGCCCACAAUGGUAUGGUCCUCUCUCCUCUAUAUAACAUCCCCCUGAGGCCACAAUGGUACGGCCCUCUCUCCUCUAUAUAACAUCCCCCUGAGGCCACAAUGGUACGGUCCUCUCUCCUCUAUAUAACAUCCCCCUGAGCCCACAAUGGUACGGUCCUCUCUCCUCUAUAUAACAUCCCCCUGAGGCCACAAUGGUACGGCCCUCUCUCCUCUUUGUACAUUAUACGUGCUAGAGCACACUGGGCAGGUUGACAUCCGCAUCAUGUUCCUGUGUCUGCCUGAAGGUGUACGGAGAUAUCAAGUUGCAGGAGGAGAAGUUUGAUGAGUCUUUGGAGAUAUACCUUGGACUGAUGGGGAGAUGCCCAGGUACUAUUUUAUACAGACUACCGUUAUUGGACUCAUGUUGUACAACUUUAUUUGGAUCCUGUCCGGGUACCUCACCCAUGUUGUCUAGACCAGGGGUAUUCAAAUCGGACCCUACGAAGUCCGGAUUACAGCUGGUUUUCUGUUCUACCUGAUCAUUAUUUGCACCCCCCUGGUGUCCCAGGUCUAAAUCAGUACCUGAUUAGAGGGGAACAAUGAAAAAGCAGUAGAACUGGCUUCCAGGUCCAGUGUAUAGCAGCAUAUAGUAUAUACUGCUGUCUAAUGGUGUUGUUACUGACCCCUAGAUAACUACAGUGUAUAGCAGCAUAUAGUAUAUACUGCUGUCUAAUGGUGUUGUUACUGACCCCUAGAUAACUACAGUGUAUAGCAGCAUAUAGUAUAUACUGCUGUCUAAUGGUGUUGUUACUGACCCCUAGAUAAGUACAGUGUAUAGCAGCAUAUAGUAUAUACUGCUGUCUAAUGGUGUUGUUACUGACCCCUAGAUAACUACAGUGUAUAGCAGCAUAUAGUAUAUACUGCUGUCUAAUGGUGUUGUUACUGACCCCUAGAUAAGUACAGUGUAUAGCAGCAUAUAGUAUAUACUGCUGUCUAAUGGUGUUGUUACUGACCCCUAGAUAACUACAGUGUAUAGCAGCAUAUAGUAUAUACUGCUGUCUAAUGGUGUUGUUACUGACCCCUAGAUAACUACGUGUUCCUGGCAAAGUGUAUCCAGGUGCUGAGACGGUCAGCCAAACUGGAUGAUGCCCUGGCCCUGUUUGACGCCUGUGAGCUCCACAACCACCGAGCUACCUCUGAUCCUGGAUACAACUACUGUAAAGGUCUUUACUAC